Molecule: messenger RNA, 3595 nt
Organism: Pocillopora damicornis (cauliflower coral)
Lineage: Eukaryota; Metazoa; Cnidaria; Anthozoa; Scleractinia; Pocilloporidae
Molecular function (GO): protein binding
Source: RefSeq, a predicted model, not a curated record
AUAUUUAUUCAGCUUGAAUACACCAGCUAAACAUGGUACCUAAGAUCAUUCUACGCCCUUUGCGUGACAUUUACAAAUGCAGAAACCGUUGUGUUAUAAAAUAUGACGACGACUAGGCUCCCAUAGAUGGGAGUGCCCUUGGAAGGUAUUUAUUUGGUAGUAAGAUCAGAUUGCUAUGACGUGAUCAAGAAAAUGAUUGGGGGGAAAUAGGGAUCAAGACUGGGUUACAUGUCAGGUAAAAAAAAACUAAUAACAAGAAACACAGAGAAGAAAUAAAAGAAAACGCGAAAAGUGGAAUUAUUGACAAGAAGACAUACCUCGUUCCAGGUUUGUUGUGCGUAUACGCAGAAAAUCGCAUUUCAACCCUGACCGCAAGAGACGCCUCUUAGGUUAAUUUAAACAGGACAUUUUUAAAGAAUUUGAACGCUCGAAACGAACAUAACUUAGUUUCCUGACAUCCAUAAAGACUGGUUUUUAGGAGCUGUACAUUCUAUGCAGUGAGAGCACUUCUUCAGAAAACUGGUGAAAAUUCUUUUUUUCAUCGUUAUCUCUUUCUUAUCUGUUUUUUCCCCUUGUUUUUUAAGGAGCUUUUUUCUUGUAACCGUUUUUCGUCCAUUGUCAUGCUGUCAAUAAGUGAAACACGAUCUCCGCUUAUCAUGUGUUAGGGAAGCAAAGGGUUAAGAAUCCCCAGCAGGCAAACGCUGGAAAAUAAAUCAUAACCAUUUGAGUAAAUGAAUGACAUCUUUGUUUUCUAAAGUCCGUCACAGCUUUGGGGCGACGCUACACUGGGCAGAAUUGAAACAGAACCGAUUUCCACGGGAUAAAUUGGUACAGAUCUUCAUUGUUAUCUCGAGAGCGCUGUGCCGAGGAUUAGACAGGAAAUUAUCGAGGCUAUGAAUUCCCUAAUAAUUGUGUUUGUCGUCGUCGUUUUCUGUGGCAUAGGCCUGAGUCAGGUUAUAACAUCAUGUCCAAAGCAGUGCUUCUGCGAGGAACAAUUUUUUCCCGAAACGCAAGGCUAUGGAGUGAAAGUGAACUGCUCAGGGAGAAGACUGAAGAAGUUUCCUCGGCCCCUUCCACAUGUCACUACGACAUUGCUACUACAGAACAACAGAAUAUCCAAGCUGGAAGGAUGGCACUUCUCCGGAAUGAUCUAUCUAAGGAUCUUGCAUCUCGAAGGGAAUCGAAUAAAAAAGAUUGCAACAACUUCCUUGGGAUAUCUUCCUUCUCUUCAAACUUUGUAUUUGCAGAACAAUCGUAUCGAAGAACUGGCCUUCGGAGCAUUCAGAAAUUGUUCAAGACUUCAAACUUUGAAUCUUGCUAAGAACAAGCUUACUACCCUUCAGUAUGCUGCGUUUGAUGGACUGAAUCAACUGGAUGCAUUGGAUCUGAGUGCAAAUUUGAUCGGUUCUAUAGAAGAUGGGGCAUUUCUUGGUCUACAUCGUCUUAGAUCAUUGUCCCUAAGCCAAAACCAGAUUACAAAGAUUGGAGCGUACCUCUUUGCUGAUGUCUACUCUCUUACUUCACUAUACCUUUUUAGAAAUCAGAUUUCAGUCAUUGAAAAUGGUGCCUUUUCACGACUGCUGUAUCUCAAAAUUCUGUCACUUUUUGACAACAAGAUUUCCGCAAUUCUUCAGAAAACUAUUGUUGGACUUGAGAACCUCGAGGAACUCUAUCUACAACGAAACCGAAUCUCUAAAAUUGAGCCAUGGUCUUUCUCAGCCACCAAGAAAUUACGAUUAUUGUAUCUGUACUCCAAUCUCCUCUCCGUUAUUCCUGACAACAUGUUUGAGGAUCUGAGACAUCUGAGUGUCCUCCACCUUGGUAUCAACACCAUCUCCUACGUCGCAGACGAAGCAUUCCGCCAUCUUGGACGUCUGAACGUGUUAAAUCUCGAUGCAAAUCGUCUCACUCUUCUUAAUCACAAGACAUUUUAUGGCCUUUCAAAUCUCAAAGAUAUACAUCUUUACUUCAACAAUAUUUCGUAUGUCGGUAAAGGAACAUUCGAUCAUUUCAAGAGAAUAACAAGACUGUUGUGGGAUGUCCCAGAGGCUUACCGCGUGUCUCUGAAACCCAGUGCGGCUAAGACGAGAGGGAGUGGUCUCCACUGUGAUUGCAACGCACGUUGGUUGAAGGCCUGGUUACUUGAAAGAAAAUUAGAUGACAUUACGUGUGCCACUCCCGCCCACUUGACGGGGGCCACGGUGACAAAACUGAGGGAUAGCGACUUCGUAUGCGGUACUUUCAAAGUUGCAGUGUACCCGAAGCAAAUCCUCGCCAUUCUCGGACAAAAUGUUGAAAUUCAUUGCCAUGCAAAUAUGGGCGCCACAUAUCACUGGAUGUUGAGGGGUGUUAAACUGGAAGCUGAUCAGUAUCGUGUCCCUAACCCCCUCGGUCUACUGACGGUCUACGGCUUGGCCGAGGAGGACUUGGGGGAGUACGUCUGCGUUGCUCAGAACGAGGCUGGAUUAGGAGCCAGUUACGCUACGGUUAUCAAUGGAGUUCGUCCCCAGUUUACCGUGUAUCCGUCAGCAGUUGACGCCACGGAGCCGCUAAAACCAGUGGUGCUAAAAUGCCGAGCGAAGGGAACACCAACACCUGAAAUCAAUUGGUACAAAGAUGGUUUGUUGAUUAAGGGUAGCCCUGAGGAGUCAGGCUUCCAAGUUACCUUGGAAGGCUCCCUGGUGCUCGUGGGAAAGAGGUUCCACAUCACGAGGGAGGGGUCUCUUAUAAUAUUUGAUCCUCGCAUGGAGGACGAGGGGAAAUUCACAUGUGCCGCUGAGAACAAGUUGGGGAAAAUAUCUUAUGAUGUCAGCCUUUACGUUGAAACAAAUAGUAAGUGCGCUCGUGGUUGUAGGGGUGGAGGAGUUUGUACCGCAGUGAAGUAUGACUGUAUAUGUACUCAAGGAUCUCACAAAGAAGGAGACAAAUGUGUUCAAGAUAAAAAGGUCAAGAAUGAGAAAACAAUCGAAGCAGGUUCCGGUUCGGGAUCAGGACCUGACGGAGAAUCUGGCUCGGGGGAGGCGGAAUCAGAAGUUGGAUCUGGAUCGGGCGAUGUGUCACCUACCAAGCCAACUUCUCACAAAACAGACGGGCCGGGAAUUGAUCAGGAGACUGGAAGCGGAAGUGGGGAGGGUGAAAGGUCAUCUUCAGCCUCCAGGGGAGCUGGGGUAGAUCAAGAGGAGUCUGGUGACCUUACAUCGUCGACUCCCUCAACUGAGGCUGGUAGCGGAAGCGGCGAUGGAAAUGCUGGAGGAGAAAGUGAAGAUGGAAGUUUGGAGACCUGGAUCCCAGUGGAAGAGAGAUCCCGUUCAUCCGAGGCGAAGCCAAUGAAUCCUUUAAAAGCUCCACCAUUGUGAGAACAUUCCAAAUGUCUCCUUUUUUCAGCGGCGGUUAUGUUAGAGACUAACAAAAUAAGCCAGUUAUGGUAUUGAGUUUAGCCAGACAGCCUAAAAAUCAUAUUGUAAACCUAAUGCCAGCUUUAUCAACUGAGUUGUUGUACCUUCACAAUUGUCACUGACUCGUCUAAAAUGGGUGUUAUGCUAAUAUCAAUAAAAACACUCUUACCAAAAUAAAUACAGUGAUACUCAUGAAGGUA